This is a messenger RNA of Sorex fumeus (smoky shrew), 735 nucleotides long. RefSeq names its product phosducin (gene PDC). The transcript is spliced from 3 exons. NCBI's taxonomy places the organism in Eukaryota, Metazoa, Chordata, Mammalia, Eulipotyphla, Soricidae. The coding region runs from base 1 to 735 and encodes 244 amino acids. The record is from RefSeq and is a predicted model, not a curated record. Gene Ontology annotation, biological process: regulation of G protein-coupled receptor signaling pathway.
AUGGAAGAAGCCCACGGUCAAAGCUUGGAGGAUGACUUUGAGGGACAGGCCACACACACUGGCCCCAAGGGAGUGAUCCAUGACUGGAGGAAGUUCAAGCUGGAGAGUGUGGAUCACACCUGCACAGCCCCAGCCGGUAAGAGGGAGAUGCUUCGACAAAUGUCUUCGCCCCAGAGCAGCGAGAUGCAGCCAGAACGAACGGGCAGGAAGAUGAGCCUCCACGAGUACGAGCUCGUCCACCAGGAGGAGGAGGACGAGCGCUGCCUUCGACGGUACCGCCGGCGCUGCAUGCUGGACAUGCACCAGAGGCUGAGUUUCGGGCCGUGCCACGGGCUCCUGUACGAGCUGGAGAGCGGGGAGCAUUUCCUGGAGACCCUCCAGCAGGAGCACAAGGUCACCCCGGUCCUGGUCCACGUGUACGAGGACGGCAUCCAGGGCUGCGCCAGCCUCAAUCACAGCCUGGAGCAGUUGGCCGCCGAGUACCCCACGGCCAAGUUCUGCAAGAUCAGGGCCUCCGACUCGGGCGCUGGAGACCGCUUCCCCCCGCAGGUGCUGCCCACGCUGCUUGUCUACAGGGGCGGCGAGCUCAUCGGCAAUUUCACGAGUGUGGCCGAACAGUUUGCAGAAGAGUUUUUUGCUGGGGAUGUGGAGUCUUUCCUCAACGAGUACGGGUUGCUUCCUGAGAGAGAGGUGUGUGCCCCAGAGCAGAGCGAAUCGGAGGAGGACGCUGAAUAG